CUACAUCUCCCAUGGUGCUUUGCCACACUGAAUGGUCGAUAUACUUCCUGAAAACUGCAAGAACAGUAUCAAAAUGUUCUGUAAAUUGUGUUAGUCAGUGAAUCAGACAGAUUAAUUGUGGCAGGUGUAAUGGACAGAAGGUGCUUCAACUGCGCUUCCAAAUUCUCAAUCUUCAAGAAAGAGUGUGGCUGUAAGUCGUGCGGACGUGCAUUCUGUGCUGGAUGUCUUGGAUUCACUGUUAUUCUCCCUCAGUACGGGAAUAACAAACAGAAAGUUUGUAAGAAAUGUUAUGAGAACAUCAGCAGUGGAGUGUCAUCAAAGAACAAUGUGGGCAAGUGGUCUCCGCCAGAGAAUUACAAGAAGAGAGUUGCAGCUCUUGAAGCUAAGCAGAGCCAGAUCACUAAUUCACAGAUAAGUCAUGGAGACCCUAACGUAAGGGCUGGCAUAAGUUACCAUGGCCUGGCACCGGAAGACAAAGCAAUAGCCGAACGGCUGGAAAGGCUCCGGCAGGAAACCAAGCCUAGAGUUAUUUCAUCCACAACGCAGAUUGAAUCUAGACUUGAAGCUCUGAGGAAUGACCCACAAAGAGCUGUGCCAUCUACACAAGAUAUGGAAGACCGCCUGGCUAUAUUACAGGGGAGGAUUCCUCCAUCCAGAACGCAGAGGCCGACUCACCAGCCUCCUGAUACUAGGACUCAGGAGCAGAAGACCAAGGAUUUGCUAACACAGAUGACGGAGGAGGUGGCUAUUGAUGAGACCUUGCACCCAGAUAUUCAGCAGGAAGAUCCUGGCCCUCAGUCUGUAAAUGACCUAAACAGAGUAGAUGGGAAAGAAAGUUGGACAAACAUACAAACAGAGCUAAACCCUGCUCAUCUGGAAGAAGAGAAGAACAGAAUUUUGCAAGAAGCAGCUGUAGAACUAAGAGAGGAGAACACCAGAAAUGAAAAGCUACUAGAGAUCGGGAAGAGAUUGGCAGUGUUACAAGGCAGAGACCCAGACAAAGUGACUCUGGACAGUUAUAAACUUCCUGACAGUGAUGAUGACGAAACAGAGGGGGAAGCAAUACAGAGAAUCCUAAAGCAGCUCUCUGAGGAAGCCAUUCUGGAUGAAGCUAGUGGUUAUAACAUCCUCCCUCAGAAUGUGGCUGUCUCAGGAGCCCCAGCAGCAAUGAAAAUUCCACAAGUCCCAAAGGUUCCUGUGCAAAACCCAGGUCCGUCUACAAUUAGAAUGGUGUCAGCACCACAAGGGACUCACAGUGAUGAGGAGGAGCUACCAUGGUGCUGUAUUUGUAACAAUGAUGCUGUCCUGCGUUGCCACGACUGUGACAAUGAUUUGUACUGCAAGAGAUGUUUCCGGGAAGGACAUGAUGAGUUUGACAGAAAGGAACAUCGAACGUCAUCUUACCGCCCACCGAAGAAGAAGAGUGGAAGAUGAUUUGUGCUCCCGCCAGCACUAUUUACUGCUUGCAGAGAAUGGAUUGCAAGCUGCGCUUACAGAGAUGUGGACAUUUAUUAACCUAUUCACUACCAGAGGCCUGCUGCUCAAAAUAUGUUUAAUUUUCCAUGUCUUCUCAUUUGUACAGCUCAUUUUCUUGGAGUCCUAAUGUAGAUAUAAGUCUGAGCUCUUAAAGGGACACAAACCACAUUUUUUUUCUUUCAUGUUUCAGAUAGAGCUUGCAAUUUGAGGCAACUUUCUAAUUUACCCCUAUUAUAUUUUUUUUCUUCAUUCUCUUGCUAUCUUUAGUUGAAAAAGCAGGAAUGUAAGCACAGGAGC
This is a messenger RNA of Bombina bombina (fire-bellied toad), 1773 nucleotides long. It is a transcript of the gene ZFYVE19, whose product is annotated as zinc finger FYVE-type containing 19. NCBI's taxonomy places the organism in Eukaryota, Metazoa, Chordata, Amphibia, Anura, Bombinatoridae. Gene Ontology annotation, molecular function: metal ion binding; phosphatidylinositol-3-phosphate binding. Gene Ontology annotation, biological process: abscission; mitotic cytokinesis checkpoint signaling. The transcript is spliced from 12 exons. Bases 130 to 1434 code for a protein of 434 amino acids. The record is from RefSeq and is a predicted model, not a curated record. Gene Ontology annotation, cellular component: cleavage furrow; centrosome; midbody.